GUAAAACGAGUAGCAAAAAUUUAGAAAUAUUAUGUUUUCCCAUAUUCGUUAACAUACGCGUAUCGUAUCCUCUUUAAUAUCCCACUACGGGACGCCGUUAUUAUUCAAAACUUAAUUAACGUUGUAAUUCUUACCGUUCUUCACAAAUACCGAACGGUCUAGAACAUUUUCUCCGUUCUUGUUCUCGUACGUCCCGCCACGCCUUGCUCCGGAACCCAGGGUUAAGUUUCUCUGUAAAAUAUAACGGAACGACACUGUUUCGUCAUUUCGAACGCGAGCGCUUUUUACAAUCGCACGGAGAAAUAAUCGCAACAAUUGUCGACCAACGUGGAUGAACUCGAGCAUGUAUCAACGGGAUACGAUUUAUCAAACACAAGACGAUCGACUUUUACCACUCGUAGAAAAGUUAACCUCUGUGUUCGUUAUUUAAUUAUUGACACGUUAGCGGAAAGAUGACUUACAAACGUAGAAAAUAUCACAAGGGAGAUACACAUCUGAAAAAAGGAUGGAGGACUAAACGACGAACGAAAGAUCUUGACGAGAUCAACGAGGACAUCAAGGAUGAAUAUGCUCCCGCAUUAUUGAACCAGGAAGUGGAUUUGGACAAGCCGGGUGCGGCUCAGCACUACUGCCUACAUUGCGCGAGGUACUUUAUCGACAACAAGGCACUCCUCGAUCACUUUACCACCAAAGUUCACAAGCGCAGACUCAAGGCUUUAGAACUGGAGCCGUACACAAUUGAAGACUCUGAAAGAGCUGCUGGUAAAGGAAAUUACGUUCUGCCGAGGAAGCGAAAGAUCGAGACACAGCCGGGGAAAGAUGCGGACAAAAUUGAGGUCGACGAUGACGAUGUCAAUGCGGCGCCAGCUACAAAAAUAACAAGAACCGAAGAUAACACUCUGGCAUAAGGGAAAACCGUAGAACAUAGGUAGACAUUAAAUAAAGAGGUUUACACUAAA
Messenger RNA from Neodiprion fabricii, 959 nucleotides. RefSeq names its product zinc finger protein 593 homolog. The record is from RefSeq and is a predicted model, not a curated record. NCBI's taxonomy places the organism in Eukaryota, Metazoa, Arthropoda, Insecta, Hymenoptera, Diprionidae. The transcript is spliced from 3 exons. The coding region runs from base 453 to 908 and encodes 151 amino acids. Gene Ontology annotation, molecular function: zinc ion binding; nucleic acid binding.